This is a messenger RNA of Lates calcarifer (barramundi perch), 4837 nucleotides long. It is a transcript of the gene paqr6, whose product is annotated as progestin and adipoQ receptor family member VI. The record is from RefSeq and is a predicted model, not a curated record. Bases 675 to 1694 code for a protein of 339 amino acids. Gene Ontology annotation, cellular component: membrane. The transcript is spliced from 8 exons. Lineage: Eukaryota; Metazoa; Chordata; Actinopteri; Centropomidae. Gene Ontology annotation, molecular function: signaling receptor activity.
GGACUUCACAUGUGCGCCUUAUUAGUCAUUUUGUUGUGUAAAAUCUCUUAGAAAAUGCGUAAAUGCGUUUCGUUCAGAACUAAUGCCUUCCAUGUUUGCUCUCAUGUUAAUGAUGCUGGAGCUCUUGUCCUCUCUGCCUCGUCUCCCCAAUCGUGGAAAACAAGCUUUCUUUCUUUGCCGCAUCCAAUAGAAAAAAGUCUCAGCCCCGAGGGUGGGAUUUCGACAUCGGAGGAUCCAGUAGUGUUUUUAUUCGGUUACUGCAGGAAUGUGCAGAGGGAGAGGAAGAGAGAGGGGGGUGUAUGGUACAACAGGGACAGGCCAGACUGGGGAGUGAGGAUGGAAUCAUAAGUUUUCUACUCCCAGGGAGAGAAAAAAUCCUCUUUUUUUCCUCUCCACGCUCCGGAACCGCUUCAUCUGUCUGCAAUGAUCCAAUCGGACUCUGAAAACUGAAAGUGUUUCCAGUGUGGCGGGGCAUCGGGGCCGCUAGCGGCGUCGGAGGUGGCUGGAGCCAGGGCUGGGGACGCUGCUUGCGAUGGGAGCCUGACAGUCAGGGACAAGGGCCCCGGAUCCCAGUGUUUGACUACCCUGUCUGGUUAGUCCUCUGUCGUGGGGGACGUGCCAGGCUCAGGGAGGUUUGUCAGAGAGGGAGGGGUGCCAUCAGACUGCCCACAGACAUGCUCAGCAUCAAGCUUCCUCAGCUCUUUGACAUCCACCAGGUCCCCAAGGUGUUCAGGGAGGACAGCAUCAUCUCUGGAUACCGUCACCCUCGGAGCUCAGCGCUGGACUGUGUCCUCAGCAGCUUCCAGAUGAACAACGAGACCAUCAACAUCUGGACCCACUUCUUGCCAACAUGGUAUUUCCUGUGGCGUUUCUUCGUCCUCUGCUCCACCCUGAACUUCCUGACUGACAGCUACACCUGGCCCCUGCUGGUGUACAUGCUGCUCAUCUGCAUUUACCCCUUCACCUCCAGCUGCGCACACACCUUCAGCACCAUGUCUCCAGAGUCCCGCCACAUCUGCUACUUCUUUGACUACGGAGCGCUCAGCCUCUACAGCCUGGGUUGUGCCAUCAGCUAUGGAUACUAUGUCAUGCCAGACUCAUGGGUGAAUAGUUUCCUCCAUCAGCAUUUUGUCCCCAUCGCCGUUGGAAACACAUUGUUCUGCACCAGCCUGUCCUGCUAUUCCAGGUUCUUGGAGUUGCAGUUCCCACAGAGAAGUAAAGCUCUAAGGACUGGAGCAUUUGUCGUCCCAUUUAUGUUUGACACUGUCCCUCUGUUUUACAGGGUCCUUCUGUGCUGUGGGGGAAGCUGCAGCCCAACUGAUGCCUUGUCCAGUCACUGUUACCACCUCCUCUUUGCCUUCCUCACCUGUUUCCUGUUUACCGCCCACCUCCCGGAGAGGUUGGCCCCAGGGCGAUUUGACUACUUUGGCCACAGCCACCAGCUCUUCCACGUCAGCGCCGUGGUGGGGACCCACUUCCAGAUGGAGGGCGUGAUAGCAGACAUGAUGUCGCGGCGGGCGUGGCUCGUGGCGCACGGAGCGAUGCCCUCCUUCCUGGGGACCAUCGGGGCGCUGGUCGUCAGCCUCAUCCUCAACCUGAGCAUCAUCGGUAUUUUCAGCGCCCCGCUACUGUGGAAACCCUGCCGCAGCUCCAGUCAGCCGCACACGUCAUCCUGCGAGUGCAAGGAGCAGUGAGGGUGUAUUUUCCACCGACAGCCACAAAAUGGCUGAUUUCACUUUCCAAAGGAAAGGUUUGAGCUGUUUGUCUCAGCAGUGUGUGUUUGAGAUGACUAUUAACAGUUCACAGUAGUGCUUGUUCAACACCAAUAGUUUUAUCAUUCAGAGAUAAAGGUUUUGAUUCAUCAUGUUAAAUGCUGAAGAGUUUUUCUAACAAUGUUACACAACUGAAGUAUUCGCUCGUGUGUUUACUCAGAAGCUGAAGACCCAGUCAUAUUUAUAAAGCCUUUUUCUGAUGAUGAUGACAUUAAUCUUGAAUGUGAGAGGCUGAAAACACAUCUGUUUAAUUUAUUGUCAGUGAUCUCUAAUGUGCAUUUUAAAAAAGGCUCUGGGUUGAAGGAAGCAUGCUGUAAUAACACGACACAUAAGUGCCUUAUUAUGUAGACCUGCACUUCAUUUACAGUGUUUACAGUAGAUCACUACAAAUGCACGUUUAAAUCUCAAACUGGAAACAGUAUAGGUCACAGUUUGCAGGGAUUAUAUUUUGAGUUAAUGAUCCUUUUUUGCAUAUUCUAGUAAGACUCUCCUUUACUUCAUUAAGGAUUUAUUGAAAAUAUUCUUUGUAACUGGACUGCUUGGUUAGUGUGGUUGUUCUGUGUGUAAACCAGUAUAGAUGACCCUCAUUCAACUCAUAAUAUAAUGCAGAUUGGAUUGCCAGCUCUUUAUAUAUCCACCUAUUGAUUCCACUCUGCACUGACUGGAAUUGAUUUGCAGGCCAGUGUGGUUCUUUUUCUGAUUGCCUACCUUAUUAUGAACCCCACAAUCUGCCCUCAACAGGGAGAAAAAAAACUUGCAGUGUGGUGGUGAUUAAAAGACAGGUACCAUUUUUAUGACGGUGUGUUUCCAUGGCAGCGCCAUAGUGGCCUCAUGCCCCCUGAAGGUCUUCAGCAAUUUUUAUGUUCAGAACAAAUGGCACCAUUUUCUCUUGUUCUUUCAUCAUGUACUGUAAGAUCCAUUCUGAACAUCUAUCAUAUAUAAUUACACUUGAAAAAAAGAAAAAAAAAUCAUUGGCUUUAACUUGAUUUUACAAGAAUUUGCAUAUUUCCAGUCAAGCCUAAUUUCCAGCACUUGUGGUUUAUAACAGUUACCUGUGGAUUUAAGAGAAAUUGUGAGAAAAUAAGUAUAUUUAGUUACAGUUUGGGGUUGUAUUAAUCUGGGAGCCUUGUGGUGUUGCAGUACUUUGGUGCCUAUGUAGUAUAAAAGACCAGUAACACUCCUUAUAUUCUGUUAUCUUCUUGUCCCAUGGGAGACUGUUUACAUUUACCACUGAAAUAAUAAUUGUCUUCUAUUUAUAGAAUUUUACUAUAUUUAUUGCAUAUUUUACUUGCAGAAAUAGGAAUGAGGAUGAGUGUUUUUUUUCUUUUUGUGGGCCAUCUGAAAUAUAUAGAUGAGGUAACUAUAAUUCUUAAUACAUUAAUGAUUCAUAUUGAAGCAAAGUUCAUCUUAUCAAGUUAUUUCUGACCAUUAUUAAGCAGUAAAAUAAAUGUAAAAGCAUUAAAAGAAAUUAACAAUAUUGUAUAAUAUUUUUUGGACAAUAGUUUUUCUGUGUUUAGCACCAUUAUUUUGGCCUUUUGGUUGGACUAAACUCUGGAAAAUUAUAAUGGCCAUUUUUCCCAGAUGAACAGUUAAACCAGAAAAAUAACUGUUGAUGAAAAUAAUCAUUAGUUAGAUAACAGUCAAGAUAUUAUCUCUGAUGUCAUUUCUUUUUUUCUUGUUUUUAAGUAAGUAAGCUUUCAAGGGCUAAUUUAAUGGACACAAGUAUCUUGAUAAGAUGCAUAAAUGAGAUAAAUUUAUCAAUAAUUAUUGUCAUAACAGCCAUAGCAGUAUACACACACUAUGAUCUAGAAAGUAGUGCUUAAUGGGUUUUGAAAGGAAACUGGGUGUCAAACAUUACUAAACAUCUCUGUUGAAGCACUAAUAUACAGUAGGUACAGAUUUCAGUAAUGCACAUGUUACUUGACAAACAGCUUGGAAGGCUUUUAUGUAUAAACAUGUUGUAAAGCAUUUAGUGGCACAAAUAAACACGUAAUUCCAUCAGUAACACCAGUAGUUCUUAGACACAACCUGCAGGACACAUGUCUAACACACACACACACACACUCACACAAGCCUGUUUUAUCUGCGUCAGUAGAGAGUUUAAUAAGAGGGGAAAUGUAUGUGAUAUUAUGGGAAUGAGGUGCGUUACAGGUCCAUGUUGGAUACUGGAGUAGAAAUGUCGCAGGGUGAAAUGUGUAGAAUCACAAAGAACACACACACAGACACACACACUUCUGUAUUAGGGCAUUGUUUAAGAUGUUUUCAAGGUUAGUGUGCAGAGUAUAAAAGUCAUGUUGGCCUUUUAUGUUGCAGACAAAACAGAGCAGUAUUAGCCCUCAGUGUGGUUUCCACAGACUCUUGUGUUUUAUCGCCACUCCUCCAAUCGAUUUUUAUUUUCUCCACAGUCAUCAUCUUACAGUUUGACCGUGUUGAUUCUUGGAAUUGCGUCAUUUCUGGCCUCUGAUUAAUUCUGUUCCUAUCGACCCAUGUUAGUUUGGAACUCCUUUAUUUCUGACCUGCUGUUGUUUUUUGUUUUGUCAUCUCACUCAUUCUCAUCUGAUCAGUAUCAGUCAUGAUAUUGCUUUUUUGAAUUGCAGUUACACAUUUAUUUUUGACCAAAUUAUUAAAUACAAAUCCAGAAAUUCUCCAGACCAGAUCACUGUUAUUUUAAAGGAUUUUUGUACUUUAAACCUUGUUGUGUGUAAUUAUCAGGAAAACUGGGCACUUUUCUUAAAUACAGUGUAUUGAAGGAUGUUUGAUAACGUGAAACAGAGAGCGAAAACGAGUGCAGGAUAAACCAUUUGAUACAACAAUAAUGUUACUGUGUCAAAAAAAAGGAAAAACUGGGUUUGAAAGGGUUACUGGUGCCUUUUUAAAAAUGUUUUAUGCAACUUUUCUUUUGAUAUAAUGCUCCGUUUAUUCCUUAGCUAUGUAAAAAGAAAUUACAACAACAUGCUCUUAAAAUGUGUAAAUACUUAUUUGUUCUUUGUUGUGUAUAAUGUGUAAUUUGCUACUUUGUUUCAUUAUCUGUGCCUGUGUAAUAAAUUAAGCCUUUUAUAAAUGAA